Molecule: messenger RNA, 2032 nt
Organism: Lethenteron reissneri (Far Eastern brook lamprey)
Lineage: Eukaryota; Metazoa; Chordata; Hyperoartia; Petromyzontiformes; Petromyzontidae
Product: forkhead box protein I1-ema-like
Biological process (GO): regulation of transcription by RNA polymerase II; cell differentiation; anatomical structure morphogenesis
Molecular function (GO): RNA polymerase II cis-regulatory region sequence-specific DNA binding; DNA-binding transcription factor activity, RNA polymerase II-specific
Source: RefSeq, a predicted model, not a curated record
UGGCCAAAUGAAUAAAAUGGUUGCCCACAAAGGUUUCAAAGAGAAUACGGUUAAAACAAAAUAACUCUAUGCACAUUUUCAAAUAGUCCUUCCUUACUCAGAAAGUAAUAGGCGUGAAUGUGGGUGUCAUUCACGAUUUUAAAAAAAAGAUAGUACCAAUAAACAUCUUGAGACUGUCCUUGUUCAUACUUAAAGCCCCACUUCACAACAAGUACUUGUGCACAUUGUGCAAUUAUUGUCAAUAGAGCAAUACUAUAACGUAACAGUUAACCGUUCUACGACGAAACAAUGGGCAGCAUUUGUUUAUGAAAACAAAAUAACAACCCAGUCCGGAAGAGGCACUUUUUGGAAAAAAAUCGUCAAAAAUAACUUUUAGUUCCCACUUAACAUUGUGAAAGAAGAAAAAAGCAUUGCGGCAACUUACGCACAACAUUAUUACGAAACUGUAAGUUCACAAAGAAAUCAAAGGGUUUUUUUUUGCUUGUCUCUUAGCUUUAUUUUUCAGUCUUCUCUCUUCUCUUCUUUUUUUUCCACUAUGCAGCACCCGGCUUGCACUGGCUAAUGGACCAGGUCUAGUCCAGUUUCCCAGGUUUUUCACCCGAGGCUAUGUGCCCUGAUUAUUUAAAUCGCAGCCCCCGCCGCAGCCAACUCACUCGCUUCGCCCGGCGAGCUCAGCUCAGGUAACAGCGGCACCUUUAGAAAAUCCCCAGGCACGGAGAUAAGGAACCAAAGAGCAGGCAGAGCCACAACGAUGAACGCCUUCGUACCGCACAGCUCGCAGCAGUCUCCGGGCCCCAUGCUGCCCACUUCGGGGCAUAGCGCCCACGACCUCCUGGACAUGGUGGUCUACUGCGACAACCUGGGCGGUGGAGGCGGCGGCCACCACCACCAGCCCAACGCGCUGCGUCCUCCCAGCUACCAGUCGUCGAGCUACGGCGACUACUCGCCACCCGCCAGCAACCCGUACCUGUGGCUCAACGGCCCCACGUACGUGGGCAGCAGCCCUCCGUCGUACGUGCAGCCGUGCAACUACGGUGCCAACCAGAGGCAGUUCCUGCCAUCGCAGAGCCCGGGCUACGGGGCGGGAGCCGAGAUGAACCCGUGGCUGUCCUACCAGGGGCAGCAAGACUUCUUCAGGCUGGUGCGGCCACCGUACUCGUACUCGGCACUCAUCGCCAUGGCCAUCCAGCACACGCCGGAGAAGAGGCUGACGCUCAGCCAGAUUUACCAAUACGUGGCCGAGAACUACCCCUUCUACAAGAAGAGCAAGGCCGGCUGGCAGAACUCCAUUCGUCACAACCUCUCGCUCAACGACUGCUUCAAGAAAGUGCCCAGAGAUGACGAUGACCCAGGCAAAGGCAAUUACUGGAUCCUGGAUCCCAACUGCGAGAAGAUGUUCGACAACGGCAACUUCCGAAGGAAGAGGAAGCGCAAGUCUGACAUGUCUCCCAACGGCACCGCGCUGGACAAGGGAGAUGACAUCAAGGCGACGGACAUCACCAAAGACGGCAUGGAGGCCUCCCCCUCUGGCCUCACCAGCUCGCCGGGCUCGGACGGCGAGUCUAAAGCAUCUCCCCAACCUCCCCCGCCGUCGCUCAUCACUUCGUCGCCCUGCUUCAACAACUUCAUGAGCAGCAUGAACUCGAUGGUGCCGAGCUACGACGGGGGCAUGGAUCAUCGCCCGCUCGGUGCCGGGGUGCCCAUGGGAGACGAAGCGUCGCCCAGGAGGCUGCAGCAAGGCCUCUCGUCGGCGCUCACCGCUCCGUACUCGCCGCUGGGACUCGGUCAGUUCUCCCCUCCGGGGGCCGGGGGCAACCAGAGCAUGAUGCCCAUCCCCAGCAUCAUGGACAUCCCUCCGCCGUCGGGCACGUCAGCGCAGCUCCGCAUGGGUUACUUCCAGUCGAGCCCGGCGAGCCAAAGCGUCAGCAACAAUCAAAUAUACAGCUUCAGCGUAAACAAUAUCAUCUACCAGAGAGACGGAACCGAAGUCUAAAAUGGUGCCGAUUUGUUGUGCUGGGGAAUGGAAGAAGAA